GCCUAGACGGGUAUCUAGGUUUCUAAGUAGUUAGGUAUUGGCAGGGAUGAAGGAACGAAGCAAACUGAUUCCAGUCAUUGCGUGUUUCUUUUGAGACUCGUGAUUUCCCUCCGAGUCGAGUGCCAGCAUCCUAUCAUCCUACGUACACACGAAGGGCAGCAUCCACCUCAAAGCCAGCCCCCCCCCCUGGCCCCCUUAGUGGGCAAUCAUCACUGUCCAGUACUCGGCGGCGGCAGCAGCAGCAGACUACCUAAUCCACCGAGGUACGUUAUGCGCCAACGUCAGCACGUACAACAAGACGACGUCGUCGACGACGACGACGACGACGACGACCAACCACCAAACAUAUAUCACUGCCACGCAUGCUUCCCAGACACGAAGUCGAGAAAGGCACAGACAAAUAGACAGACAGAAAGACAUACAGACGGCCGUGGUCCCGCCUUCGAGCUCCCCCUUCGAGCUCCCCUUCGGACUUCGUUUGUAAAUUACCAUCGCUCACCUUGCCAGGUCCCCCAGCAUUAUGACCUCACCAGAAGACGAGCUCGGUGCAUUUCUUCACAAGCAGUAAUCGACGGCAAAAACAACAACAGCAGCAGCAGAAACAAGCAACGUGGACUUCAGAAGUUCUGUCCCGCCAACCUUCGUCUUGUGCAAGAUAGGUACAGGGGUAGAUACGCUGCUGCCAUUUCGGCCUACCUCCACCCGCACACCCUGCACCCAGCACCCAGAACUAUUAAGGCCGGCCGCAGACAGCAGCCCAACGCCGCCCGUCACCGACAAGAUCAACCAUUGCGUCCUCCCCAUCAGUACCACCGACCGGGCUGCCCAGCGAAAACGCACUCUCACGUCAGGUACCGGGGCUUGCAGCAAGAGUACGUACUUCGUAUAAGUGCACUGACGCCCGACUGCUUCCACCCUCCACACCUCUUUCAAUCCCAAUCGUCGCUUCACGCCCCCACCCCGCACUCCGCUUACCUACCACGGCAACUCAGACACUCACAGCACCAAGCCCAGCGAGCGUCCUGGCCUGGAGAGCUGCAUCCAUCCACCUCCCAGCUGUCACUUCUUCUCAAGGCCACCUUUGGCGAGGCCCCGUAUGCCACCCAAUCAUCCUAACAUCUGAACAAGGCUGCCCGUCUUCGCAAACCACCCGACCGAGUGCGUUUCACUGUCCCUCCCGCGACAAUUCCCCCGCCAUCCUCCGGGCCGAAACCUCGUCGCCUCUGUCUUUCAAAAUGACGCAGUCGCCCAUGAUAUCGUCGCCGCUCAAGGCCACAAACGAAAUCGACUGGGUCACCCCGCUGAAGGACUACAUCAGGGACACAUAUGGUGAUGAUCCGGAACGCUAUGCCGAGGAGUGCGCCACCCUGAACCGUCUGCGACAGGACGUGAGGGGUGCCGGCAAAGACAGCACCUCGGGCCGCGAUAUGCUCUACAGAUAUUACGGCCAGCUUGAGCUUCUUGAUUUGCGCUUCCCGGUCGACGAGCAACAUAUCAAGAUCUCCUUCACAUGGUUCGAUGCCUUCACACACAAAUCGACGGCCCAAUACUCGCUCGCAUUCGAGAAAGCCUCCAUUAUAUUCAAUAUUUCAGCCGUUCUGUCAUGUCACGCCGCUCACCAAACAAGGUCGGAGGAGCCGGGCCUCAAGGCCGCGUACCAUUCCUUCCAGGCCUCCGCUGGCAUGUUCACUUACAUCAACGAGAACUUUCUCCACGCUCCCUCGUCCGACCUUAGCCGUGAGACCGUCAAAACCCUCAUUCACAUUAUGCUGGCUCAGGCGCAGGAGGUCUUUUUGGAGAAACAGGUGGCGGAUAACAAAAAGUCGGCCCUUCUAGCCAAGCUUUCCAGCCAAGCAGCGUCCUUAUACUCGCAGGCGGUAGAAGGCGUCCAAGACAACUUCAAUAGAGCUAUAUUUGAGAAGGUUUGGCUGCUCAUGGUCCAGGUCAAAUUCAACUUCCUCAGCUCCAUGUCGCAGUACUACCAGGCACUUGCCGACGACGACGCUGGCCAACACGGAGUUGCUGUUGCCAGGCUUCAGAUUGCCGAAACACAAGGGAAAGAGGCGAACCGCAUCGCUAACAACUUCCCGAACUCGGUGCCACCCAGCUCAAACCUCGGUGCCGAGACCGGCGGUAUCCUUGUCGACUUUACGAAACGGCAUUUGGCAACCGUACAGGACAAGCUCAAGGAAUUCAGCAAAGACAACGACUUCAUCUACCAUCAGAGUGUGCCCGCGGAGGCGAGCUUGCCACCUGUUCCCAAGCUCCCAGCAUCGAAGCCGAUCCCCGUCAGCGAACUGUACGCAGGUCAAGACAUUCAGCGCAUUACCGGCCCGGAUCUCUUCUCCAAGAUCGUGCCUCUAGCCGUGACAGAAUCGGCCAGUCUUUACGAUGAGGAGAAGGCCAAGCUAAUCCGAGCCGAGACCGAAAGAGUGGAUACCGCCAACGGUGAGAUGGCGGCAAGCUUGGACUACUUGAGGCUUCCCGGUGCUCUUCAGGUACUGAAAGGAGGGUUCGACCAAGAGAUCUUGCCGGAUGAAGAGUUCAGAACGUGGUGUGAAGACGUUGCCGGCCACGAAGAUCCAGCUGCCAUAUUUGAAACGUUACGCUCCGAUAAGGAGAUCAUUGUGAGUACGCUGGAAAAGAGUACAAAGCAGCUGGAUAUGGAAGAGAGCGUGUGCGAGAAGAUGCGAUCCAAAUACGAGAACGACUGGACACAGCAACCGAGCUCGAGAUUAACAUCGACGUUGCGAAGCGACAUUCGAAAUUACCGAGAGGCGUUGGAAGAGGCAGCAAGAAGCGACAACCAACUGGCGGCGAAGUUGAGGCAAAACGAAACGGAAUUCCAGGAAAUGAGAGCUGCCGCCACGCAUGGAGGCAUCGACUCUCUGUUCCAACAUGCUGUUAGCAAGGUUCGCGGGAAGUCGAGCAAUGUCACGAGCCCUUCCGGCAACGAACCGAACCUGUUGGACGUCGACUUCGAGGAAGGGGGGCCGAGUGUCGUUGACCAAAUCCACAAGGUGGAGGAGAUCAUGAAGAAGUUGAAUCUCAUCAAGAGAGAACGCAACCAAGUGUUGAAGGAUCUCAAGGAAAAGGUCCACAACGAUGACAUCUCGGAGAUUCUGAUCCUUAACAAGAAGUCGAUUACAAACUACGAGAACCAGCUUUUCCAGUCAGAGCUGGAGAAGUUCCGCCCUUACCAAAACAGACUGCUUCAGGCCAACCACAAGCAGUCGGCAUUGAUGAAGGACCUGACGACUAGCUUCAACACUCUCCUGCAAGACAAGCGAGUCAGGUCAGAACAGAGCAAGUACGAAGCCAUCCAGCGGCAAAGGGCUUCAGUCAUGAACAAAUACAAACGGGCGUACCAGGAGUUCCUCGACUUGGAGGCUGGUCUCCAGGGUGCGAAGACGUGGUACGCCGAGAUGAAAGAGACGGUGCAGAGCCUUGAGAAGAACGUCGAGACGUUUGUCAACAACAGACGCUCCGAGGGUGCUCAGCUUCUCAACACCAUUGAACAGGAGCGGUCGACUCGCAAGGACGCACAUGCAGAGUUGGAACGAGAGCGUCUGCGCGGACUGAUGGAGCGCAUGUCUAUGGAGCCCCCCGCACCUUCACCGAAACCUGCGUCGAACCGACCUACACCUUCACCGCUGAACUUCGCCAACACCUCGUCGACACCGCGAUACCCCCCGACCAACUUCUCCGGACAGUACCAGGUUCCUCAGUCUCCGCCCCCAACCCAACAGCAGUACCCUGGCUUCGCUGCCCCUCCGACUUCCCAGUCAUACACGCCUCAACAUGCGUACGGCCAGGCGGCGUACGACCCAAGCCAGUACGGCCGCACUCCCGGCCCGACAUCGCCGCCUCCUCAUCAAUCCACGUUUGGUCCGGCUGUUCUUCGCGGCCCAGCCUCGCCUCCGCCCACGCAAACGUCGUUCAACCAAGGCCAGCAAUACGGUGGCUUCCCUAACCAGCAGCAACAGAUGCCCGCUGGGUUUGUGCCACCACCUCCACCCCCUGGCCCCCCGCCACUGGGCCCUCAGCAGACAUUCUACGGUCAGCAGGAUUACCAGCAGCAGCAGCAGUCACAGAACUACCAGCAGCAAACCCCCCAUAGUGCGUAUCCAUCAAGCGCGCAUCCGCGGUCGGCUCAGCCUCAGCAAAACAGCGAUCCGUGGGCAGGGUUGAACGACUGGAAAUAAACCAUCAUCUGGCUUGUAAGUGGGGGGAGGGGUGGCAGGAUGCUGUGAUUUUGUAUGCCGAGUCGAUAUGGGUUGCUUGAGACACGGUGAAUAGGGAAUGGGCAUCUAGAUAGGUAGCUCGGCGGCCCCAGCCUGAGUGAGAGUGUGCAUGAACCCUGGAGUCUUGGUCGUUGAUCGCGAUUUAGUCUUUGUGGUCCCUCCCUGUACAUGGGCCGAGUCGGGUAUGCAAACGGCCAUGACGAGCGAAUUAUGAAGGCUUGCGAGUAGAAGAAAAGGCAUUGGAAAGGACAGGACUGGAGGUGGGAAAUUAGCAUUAGCCGUAGCUCACUGGAAUAGAAAUGAUGACUGCACAGCCGGCUGGCGGCACACCGAGUCCAUCACAAGCCUCCCGCUACCACGCGGUACUGCCGGCCCGGUCAAAGCACCUUGCGACUCGGUUCUUCUCCCUCUUCUCAGCGCGCCGCCUGCUCAUGGUCUUCAAGACGUCGUCGAGGACGGGCCGGGCGCGGACCCGGGCGGUCCAGUCGGCGUAGUCGGGGUACUUGCCGUCGAUGUCCCACUUAGCUGUUCAGGAGAUACCACGUAGACGUCGGGCGAGUUAGUUCCCAGUCUUGAAGGCCAUGUCAACGUAGAUUGCUCUGUUUCUGACGAGGUACUGCUUCCCCCCGAGGGCGCGGUAGAGGACGGAGAGGAUGCGGACGGUUUGCUCCUCGUAGCGCUGCUUUGCGCUAGGAACGUCCUCUGAGUGGAGGAUCUUGACCCAGCUGAGCUGGCCAAAGUAGGGGCCCUACAUCACAUCGGAUAAGGCGUCUGUUUUCUGGUGUGUUCACAACAGAAUAGAAACACGUACCCACACGAAAGCUGUCGCGAAGGUGGGAGCGAGGAGCGAACCACCGGAAGCAAAGGGGAGAAGGGGGGGAGGGGGGCUACGAACCUGGCGCGAUAUCUGGAAACACGGCCGCUUCUUCACGAGAAACUGUUGCGGCGACGACGGAUGCGAGACCCUGCCGCUGGCGUUGUAAGUCUCGACAAGGCACUUCAAUAAUGGCGCCGAACUCCCAGAGGGCGAACUCCCGAGUUCGGGUCCCUAAGGGCCGGCAGGCAGCGGUUGGGGUUGAUGAAGACGUAGGGCUCCUCCUUGACGACGGCGAGGUCGACCAUGACCUUCCUGUGGUCGUCUCUGUCAGCGUGGUUGCCUUGCCAUUUUCAGCGUCGUUUUUGUUUGUUUGCUCGCCGGGCUGGGACACACGCGCAUUCUCACAGGGGGAAGCUCGAGCUCCUCCAGGAUCAUGGCCACUUUCGCCGGAUUAGGGGUGUAGCCUUUGGGUCGAUUGUCAGUAAGAUGGCCAGAACCGAAUCUGAGCUUGCCGUGGCCGUAGAGGGCAACGGUUUCCGUGGAAGACAUAAUGUCAGGUCUUCGGUUUUAAGGAAUUUUCUUGAACAACUGCUUGACUGGGGUUGUAAACUGUUCCUUAAUGAGAAAGGGCGCUGGAACCCAGGUUGUCUUAAAUUACCCUGUUCACGCAGAUAGCCCGAUGGCGAGGUCGAAAUAACUACUCACGGCUUUUCAGGGCUCGUUCUCUGCACGUCGUUGCUCAGCAGCUGGUGGGAAGGGCCCCCGCUGCCUCCCCUUGCGUGACGACAACAUCUCACGAGCCCAAACUCAUUGAUGCUGACCAAUCACACACACACACACCUACCACCACUUCUAGAUGACGAAACCCGAGAAGGUGCUUGAUCAGAUCCUCGAGAUGACUGCAGCCGGGCCGCAUGUCUAUCGCGAAGCCGCGAGUGUGGUGUUGUUGCACCUUGCAGGCCGCUCACAAAGAUGGGCCAGUACGGCCGGGCGCCGCACGGAUGAGACGGGCGCUAAGAUGGCGCGGCCGGCAGGACAUCGGGCAGUUUUCAUGUAAACAUAC
Molecule: messenger RNA, 6124 nt
Organism: Colletotrichum destructivum
Lineage: Eukaryota; Fungi; Ascomycota; Sordariomycetes; Glomerellales; Glomerellaceae
Product: Putative BRO1 domain, ALIX V-shaped domain, BRO1 domain superfamily protein
Exons: 5
Coding region: 1236-4205 (989 amino acids)
Biological process (GO): protein transport to vacuole involved in ubiquitin-dependent protein catabolic process via the multivesicular body sorting pathway
Cellular component (GO): endosome
Molecular function (GO): protein binding
Source: RefSeq, a predicted model, not a curated record